AUGUUUUCGAACUUGUCCAGCUGGUUCUACGGAAGUAACGCUACCGAAAAAAGUGACGAAGUUGUCGUCACUGAUCCUUGCCCAGACUCUUUAAUCGAAGUUGACGAAAACUUCGAACCCAUCGAAAUUGACGAAUCUGACGACUGGGUUAUCCUUGGAAAAGGUGAAUCUGAGUCCGAUUCUAAAAAGACUGAUGAUGAAGGGUGUGGAGUGGUUGUUGAUCGCCACAGUCGAUCAUCUUCUUCCUGUCAAAAUGAAGAAGGCUGGUUUGUUACUCCUCCUCCUUGCUUCACGUCUGUUGGUCCAGCAGACAUGGAGACGACACCUUUGGAGAAUCUUCUCAUUGAACAUCCAAGCAUGUCUGUAUAUCACAGCCCCACUGUGAGUUCAAUAAUGCCCGAGAGAAGAACUCUGGCCUCAAUUGCGAGUAAUAGCGAGUCGUUUGAUGACGAUACGCCAAUAGUCUUUGAAGCCGUGAAAUGCAAAGAAAAAUUACCUAACAUCCCAAGAAAAGACACUGAAAAAUCUGUGCCCCUUGAUGAAUUCAAAAUUGCACCUGAAACUAUUUUGGGCAAUGUACCAAGUGUUUUGUCAUCUCCCGUUGUUGAGAUUAAAAAAGUCGAACGUUCUCAAACGGAAAUGUUUCCAGUAUUGGCUCCAAUUGCUAAGGCCAAAGUAUGCUCUCCACCAGCUAUUCGUAGCUAUAAAGAAGUAGCUGCAUCAUUAAAACGAAGACAACCAAAAAAUGACAUGUCUGAAAUAAAACACGUUAAAAUUGAAUCCAAAGUCGAAGUUGUUGAGUCAGCCUCAAGCAGUUUUGCCUAUGGAAGAAGAAACACGACAGUUGUGGAAAGUCUUUACUCCUAA
This is a messenger RNA of Macrosiphum euphorbiae (potato aphid), 867 nucleotides long. Lineage: Eukaryota; Metazoa; Arthropoda; Insecta; Hemiptera; Aphididae. The record is from the annotation of a GenBank genome assembly.